AUGCAUUUCUUUUUUAGUUUUCACCAAAAAAAAAAAAAGAACUUGGAAAUGCAUUCCAGACUUUUUAAAAAAAGUUGAAUUUCUUUGAUAAUUAUUUUCCUCUUCCGUGUCGUGAAAUAUUUUUAAUUUAUUAUUAUUUUUUAUUAUUAACUGCGCGCACGUGUUAAAAUAUGGAAAUAUUUCACCGUAUAUUUAACCAUUGGAAGCGAGAAGCAUUUCUUCGAGAGAUCGAGAGAGAGAAGAAAAGAGGGGCAAAAAAAAGAGCGGGAGGUUUUACCUUUCUCCAUUAUUGACGUCUCUUCUUUCUCUCUCCUCUCCUAUGGAACAACCGGCCCUCCACUUCCCCGCCGCCUCAUCUCCGCCGUCCGAUAAUGAAUUUGACCACGACGAGGAUCACCACGAUUUCUCCCCCGUCGGCUCACCGGAGCUCACCGAAUCUCAUUUCCCGCCGCCGUCGGAUCAGCCGCAGCCUUCCGUGCUCUCCGAUGAUCUCCGCCGCAAGAUCAUCAAGCAGGUGGAGUAUUACUUCAGUGAUGAAAAUUUGCCAAAUGACAAGUUUAUGCUGAAGUAUGUAACAAGAAAUCCAGAAGGGUUUGUUCCUAUUGGAGUUGUUGCCUCAUUUAAGAAAAUGAAGAAGCUAACAAGAGAUGCAUCAUUGAUUGUGGCUGCAUUGAAGGAAUCUACCUUUCUUGUUGUUAGCUCUAAUGAGAAAAAGGUGAAGCGACUUCAUCCUCUUCCAUUAGCAGACAAGGACCCAAUGGUAUGCACUGUGCUAGUGGAGAAUCUUCCCGAGGAUCAUUCAGUGGAGAACCUUCAUAGAGUGUUUGGUGAAGCUGGAAUCAUAAAGAAUAUUACUAUUCGUGACCCACAUGAUGCAAGAGACCCAAAAAAGUGCACCAUAGCGGAGAAGCUGAUCAGCGGAAAGUUGCAUGCCCUUGUGGAGUACGACACUGUGGAGGCUGCUGAGAAAGCUGUGGCCACUUUGAACAACGAGCAAGAUUGGAGAUAUGGAUUGCGGGUCAAGCUUCUGAAAAAAACGAACAAGCCUGGGCAGAAGAAAAAAGUAUGGAGAGAGUUAGAGCCUGACAAAGGUAGUACCGUUCAGACAACUGAGCCAGCUGCCGGUGAGGAGAACCAUGAUGCGAGUGAACAUCAUGACGAUUCACACGAUGAGGAGGAUGUGGAUCCUUUAUCUAGAGAUAAGAACGGGACGCAAUUGCCUAGAGACAAAAACGGGCAGAAGGGACGAAACAGAGGACGUGGAAGGAGACAAAAGUAUCACAGCACAAAUGGACAUGGCCACGGAACCCAGUAUUCCAGCCAUGGUGUUGAACCAUCGAAGCCGCCACCAGGCCCCAAAAUGCCAGAUGGAACGCGAGGGUUUACGAUGGGCAGGGGGCGGCCUCUUCUCGCGACCAAUUGAGUUUCGAACGGUGUGGAUUGCAGUAUCAUCUUGUUGAUAUAAAUACGUUUUUUCAUGUGUAGCUUGAACAUAUAUGAAAAUCUGCCCCAGAAACCGAUCUUAUCAUUAUCAGCUUCAAAAAUGGUUUGGUUUUUCACAGAUUGUGUGAAUUAUGUGGGGACUCCUCAAGUGUAUGAAAGGGAAAUUUCCUCGCAAUUCAGAUUAUCUGUCUUUGUAUUUUAAUACGGUCUCUGCUAUAUAAUGUAAUGGUGUUAUUUGUA
Messenger RNA from Salvia miltiorrhiza (redroot sage), 1683 nucleotides. Its product is annotated as la-related protein 6A. Lineage: Eukaryota; Viridiplantae; Streptophyta; Magnoliopsida; Lamiales; Lamiaceae. Bases 320 to 1423 code for a protein of 367 amino acids. Gene Ontology annotation, molecular function: mRNA binding. Gene Ontology annotation, biological process: RNA processing. Gene Ontology annotation, cellular component: nucleus. The transcript is spliced from 11 exons. The record is from RefSeq and is a predicted model, not a curated record.